Vanderwaltozyma polyspora DSM 70294 is the source of this 2625-nucleotide messenger RNA. It is a transcript of the gene NAN1, whose product is annotated as Nan1p. The transcript has a single exon. Gene Ontology annotation, molecular function: protein binding; RNA binding. Gene Ontology annotation, cellular component: nucleolus. Gene Ontology annotation, biological process: positive regulation of rRNA processing; positive regulation of transcription by RNA polymerase I. The record is from RefSeq and is a predicted model, not a curated record. The coding region runs from base 1 to 2625 and encodes 874 amino acids. NCBI's taxonomy places the organism in Eukaryota, Fungi, Ascomycota, Saccharomycetes, Saccharomycetales, Saccharomycetaceae.
AUGACACAAUCUUCUGCGGUGAACCAACAAUAUAAACUAUCAGUAGUGUCUGGUGGUAAGCCAAUACUACCAAGAUACGCCAAUUCUUCAAGUUUAAACAAAAGUGUCACUUGCUUAACCCAUGAUUUAUUAAACUAUAUUGUUCCGUUCAACAACCAAUUAAAAAUAUAUUCUAUUGAAACUAGACAAUGUAUCAAAACAAUUAAAUUUGCUAAUAGUGAUUUGUUAAUGUCUAUUUUCUCUGAUGACGAUACUUUUGUAACCGAUAUUAAAUUGGGAAAUAUCGUUGACACUAGUAAUGGAAACGCCAUCGAUGUUAACGAUAAAGAUAUCACAAUCUUUACAAAUCAUGGUUACAUUGUUGUUUUACAAUACAAGGGUAAAUUACUUGAAAAUCCAUUGAAUUUUAAAUUGGAUUUGAAUGAUGGAGAAUUUGUUUCAAAAAUUUUCCAAGAUGAAGAAACUGGCGCCACUAAAGUAUUAACUACUAAGCAGUCGGACAUUAAAUCAUCUCUAUUUACUUAUAACCUUUAUUCAUUAUCAUUCAAUGACAAUAAACUACAAUCUAAGUUAGAUAGAUCUUUUGAGAAUACUAUAUUAUCAACCUGGUCCACCAAUGAUAAAUUUUUAGCAUUAUUACAUGAAUCUGAAGGCAAAAAACAAUUAUCCAUUGCAUCGGUUUUCGAUGUCUUAGAGGAAGUUAAAUCUUUCCCUGUUUCUUCCAUCUUAUCAGCUACAACUUCAACUGGUUCCGCAAACUCAAGAUAUGUCACUUCAAUGGCUAUAGAUAAUACCAACUCUCAAUUAGCAUUAGGUUUUGCAUCAGGUGUUAUCACUAUAGUAGAUGUCUCAGAUUUGAAAACUAGAUUACUAAAAUGGCACAUCGAUUCUGUUUUGUCAUUAGCUUUUACUAAAGAUGGUUCGUACUUAUUGUCUGGUGGUUGGGAAAAAGUAGUAAUUUUUUGGCAACUAUCAACAAACUUACAACAAUUCUUACCACGUUUGAAUGGUGUUAUGAUAGAUUGUCAAUCUAUUGGUAAUGAUAAAUACUACUCACUAGCGUUACAGAUGAGUGAAAAUAGAAGUAAUUCGGAUUUCCAACUACUUCUAUUGAAUGCAGCAGACUUAAAAUCAAGUUUAUCUAUCAACGGUCCACUGCCAGUAUUUAAUAGUACCAUCAAAGAUUCAGUACAACUAUUAUCAGCUGUUUCUACUAGAACAUCUACAAAUAUUUCCAAAGCAUCAAUGUCAAAGAAGAAGCAAAAGAAGAAAUUACUGAAGAGUAAGAGACAAGACUAUACAACAUGCAUCGAAAUACAUCCAACAAGUAAACACUUAGUUUUCCCUCAUAUGUCUGCAAUUCAAACAUAUGAUUUUUAUAGAAAUGAACAAAUUGCAUACCAAUAUCUAACAUCUGGUAUAAACAAUUCCAUGGGUAAAGUUAGAUUUGAAUUAAAUAUAAGAGAUCCAGAAGUUGUUGAUGUGAAAUUUACUAAGAACGGUAAGUGGAUGAUUACAAGUGAAAUAGAAUACCCACCUGCAGAUUUGUUAUCAUCUAAGGAUUUAAUUUAUCACUUGAAGUUCUGGUAUAAGAAUGAUCAAGACUCUGAUUGGGCUUUAAAAACAAAAGUUAUAAACCCACAUGGCUUAAAUGUCCCAAUUACAAAGAUCAUUUCAUGUCCAUAUUCUGUGAAUAAUUCUGAAGGUUGUAUUACCGCUGAUAAUAACGGUGGUUUGAAAUAUUGGUCCUAUGAAGAUCAUGAAAAAAAUUGGUGUUUAACAAAAAUCUCAUUACCUAAUUUCAAUCACUUUAGUAAUUCUGUGUCAUUAGACUGGUCUCAAGAUGGUAGUUUAGUUUUCCACGGGUUUGAUGACAAGUUAACCAUAUUGGAUUUCGAUACCUUCAGAAAAUUUGAAACUAGCGACAACGAUAAGAUACCAAAUGAAUAUACGUUAGAUACUGAGAUUCAAACAAUUAAGUUAGUCAAUAGUUCUAACAUAAUUAUUGCUACUCAGACCACACUAUGUUCAUUGAACCUACUGAUGGGUAAGAUUAUCAAUAGUUUUGAUAUUUAUCCAUUCGUCAAAGGCAUCUAUAAGAAUGGUCAUUUGGACAGAUUAAUAUCUUGUGAUGAGAAGUCAGGUAAAAUAGCAAUUGUCAUCAAUCGUCAAGUCAAAGACGAGAGCGGAAAUCCAACAUUGAAACAUAAAGCUCAAAUUAUUGCAUUUAACUCUGAUUUGUCUAAUAGACUAGGAACUUUUGUUCAUAACGAGUAUGUUUCUUGGAUUGGCUGGAACCACGAUACCGACUUUAUUUUCCUAGAUACUGAAAGUAGAUUAGGUAUAGUCGGAACUACUGUGAAUACAGAGAUGUUGGAUGAAGUUAACACAACCAGUGUAUUCGAGGGAUCUACAAACAGGGAUACAUUUGCUUCAGAAUUAAAGAAACUAUCAGAUAGCAAAUCUACGAAUGAUGAUGAAAUGGAAGAUAUCAACCUUGAAUUCAUCAACGGUAACACUAACGAUAAAACAAUCAAUAUGAACAGUUUCACCAGCAUGUUCGAAAACGUUCAAAAUGUACAAAUGUAUACCUUAUUCGAUCGUGUCAUGAAAGUGAUAACGUAA